Prunus dulcis (almond) is the source of this 889-nucleotide messenger RNA. RefSeq names its product probable pterin-4-alpha-carbinolamine dehydratase, chloroplastic. Gene Ontology annotation, biological process: tetrahydrobiopterin biosynthetic process. Gene Ontology annotation, cellular component: plastid. The coding region runs from base 92 to 715 and encodes 207 amino acids. The record is from RefSeq and is a predicted model, not a curated record. Lineage: Eukaryota; Viridiplantae; Streptophyta; Magnoliopsida; Rosales; Rosaceae. Gene Ontology annotation, molecular function: 4-alpha-hydroxytetrahydrobiopterin dehydratase activity. The transcript is spliced from 3 exons.
AGGAACUAAUAGCUGAGUGGCCACUGAUAGCCAAACCCGCUCUUUCCUGCAAUCCGAAGAAGAAAGCCCAUCCAUCGUCCUCCUCCUCUCCAUGGCCACCGCAAACCUUUCCAUACCCCUUCUCUCUCUUCCACGUCACCACCACCUCAACCUUCACCCCAACCUCAUCACCGUUCCAACUCGGCUUCGACUCGGCCUGCGAACUCAGGCUCUGGGCCAUGACAUGCUGGGCGAUUUUGGCGCCAGAGACCCCUUCCCAGCUGAGAUAGCAAGUGGGUUUGGUGAGAAGGUGUUGGGCAACGGCAACACAGAGCACAAGAUUCUCAUCCCCAAUCUCUCUUCUCUCUCUCUGUCCCAGCUAGACUGCAGCGCUGUCUCUCCUCUCCAGCCUCCUAUGCCUGAAGACGAUGCCCAGAAGCUCCUCAGAAAGGUUGUUGGGUGGAGAUUGAUAGUUGGAGAAGGUGAGCUCAAAUUACAGUGUCUUUGGAAAUUGAGAGAUUAUAAAUGUGGGGUUGAGCUCAUCAACAGGAUUUAUAAGGUUGCAGAAGCUGCAGGGCAUUUCCCAAAUCUUCACUUGGAGCAACCCAAUCAAGUUAGAGCAGAGCUAUGGACAUCUUCCAUGGGAGGAUUGAGCAUGAAUGAUUUCAUUGUAGCUGCCAAAAUAGAUGACAUAAAAACAUCAGAUCUUGUGCCCAGAAAAAGAGUUUGGGCUUAGAUGAAGCAUUGUGUUUGUUUGUUGCCUUCAUCAAUAAGAAUCCCAAAAAGGAGCAUUCUGUAGUAUGGAUUUUGUCAGCAUCUAAUUACCAGAGAGGCUCAAGUUUUUGUAAAAAUGUUAGAAGGAACAUUAUUCUUUUCCUGAUGGAUGGAUAAUCUGCUUAUUUUAUCAGAA